AUGACUUCCAAGCUGGCUGUUGGGCUUCUGGCAGUUUACCUCCUCUCUGCAGUCCUGUGUGAAGCUGCAGUAGUGACAAAAUAUAGUACAGAACUCCGAUGCAAGUGCAUAGAGACACACUCCAAAUUUUUCAGUCCCAAACUUAUAAAAGAACUCAAAGUGAUUGAGAGUGGACCACACUGCCCAAAUCCAGAAAUCAUUGUAAAGCUAGACUCAGAUGUAGAGGUCUGCCUGGAUCCCAACCAAAAGUGGGUGCAGAAGGUUGUGAAGAUUUUUUUGGAGAGGUAA
Suncus etruscus (white-toothed pygmy shrew) is the source of this 288-nucleotide messenger RNA. RefSeq names its product C-X-C motif chemokine ligand 8 (gene CXCL8). Gene Ontology annotation, molecular function: chemokine activity; CXCR chemokine receptor binding. NCBI's taxonomy places the organism in Eukaryota, Metazoa, Chordata, Mammalia, Eulipotyphla, Soricidae. Gene Ontology annotation, biological process: neutrophil chemotaxis; antimicrobial humoral immune response mediated by antimicrobial peptide; chemokine-mediated signaling pathway. The record is from RefSeq and is a predicted model, not a curated record. The transcript is spliced from 3 exons. Gene Ontology annotation, cellular component: extracellular region. Bases 1 to 288 code for a protein of 95 amino acids.